This is a messenger RNA of Saccostrea echinata, 2011 nucleotides long. Its product is annotated as coiled-coil domain-containing protein 96-like. Bases 58 to 1848 code for a protein of 596 amino acids. The transcript has 12 exons. The record is from RefSeq and is a predicted model, not a curated record. Lineage: Eukaryota; Metazoa; Mollusca; Bivalvia; Ostreida; Ostreidae. Gene Ontology annotation, biological process: cilium assembly. Gene Ontology annotation, cellular component: axoneme; ciliary basal body.
AUCGCGCGUUAACUACAGCGCCACCUGUAUAGUUUUCCCUGACAACAUUGCCAAGGAAUGGCUGAUCAAGAGGAAUCCCAGCCCACUGAUUCUGUCCCAAAGGAGGCAGAAAGUACAGAAGCACCUGCUACAAGUGAGGAAACCCCAGCAGCGGAACAGGAACCUCAGACAGAGACCACAACAGAGGAGGCUCCGAAGGAGGAGGAACCAGCAAAGGAAGAAGAAACAAAGGAAGAGGAACCAGCAAAAGAAGAGGAACCAGCAAAGGAAGAUGGUCCUCCUGCAGAAGAAGCACCUGCUGAUUCCAACACAAAUGCUGAAGAGAAGGCUGAAGAACCUCCAGCAGAGGGUGGUGAACAAACAGAAACUGCUGUAGAGGGUGAACAACCAGCAGAGGGGGAACAGACAGAACAGGGGGAGGAAGGUCAAAAAGCAGAGGGGGAAGAAAAACCAGAGGGGGAGACCACAGAGGAGGGGGAGAAACCUGCCGAAGGAGGAGAGGGAGAGGAGGAAGGUCCUAAAGAAGGUGAAGAAGGAGAAAAGACAGAAGAAGAAAAGCCUGCAGAGGAAGGGGAAACAACAGAGAAAGCUGAGGGUGAAGAGGAAUCAAAAUCACCUGUACCACAGAGUGAUACCUUUGCUGAGGGAGAAAGACCAGAGAGUCCACAAAUUGCUGGAGAGAAAUUAUCCAGAGAGGGAAGUCCUGUACAGGGAGAUGAAGGGGUUCAACCUGACACAGCUGCCCUUGAACCUGGUACUCCAGAGGGGUCAAGGCCAGCCUCAGUCACAGAGGAUCAACACUUAGCUCCCUUUGCUGAGGAAGAGGAGGAGGAGGAAGAAGAAGAGGAGGAGGAGGAGCCUGAACCUGAGUUUGAUAGAGAGGCUCUCCUCGAACAGUAUCAGACAUUGCUUGAGGAGAGGAGGGAAUUACAACAGUCUAACUACUUGCUUCAGCACAAAUUGGCAGAGCAUUUCAGGAAGAAGAAAGCAGAUGAUGCCAGGCAAGACUAUGAUAAAACAGCGAAUGAUCAGGACUCAAAAUAUGUCAAAUAUAUGGCUCAAGUUGAUGAGUUGAGAAAACUGGAUGCAGCUGAGAGGGAAAACUACAAAAAUCAGAUGGAGGACUUGAGAAUAAAAUGUGAGGAGAAGAAAGAGAAAGUGGAUGAGGAGAGGAAGAAAUUCAUGGAAUUUAAGAAACAAGUGGCAUUGAAUGCCAUCUCUAACAGAUCAGGGAAGCCUGUUCCUCCAAAGGACAUAGAACAGGCCUUGUCUGUAGAAAAUAAAAAAGAACAAGAUGUAGUAGCAGUUCGCUUAGAAAAUAUCAAACUGAAAAACAAAUUAAAAAAGAAAGAACAUCAAUUAAAGUCAAAGGAAGAACUUGCAGAAGGUCUACAUUUAAUUGAUUUUGAACAACUGAAAAUUGAAAACCAAACAUACAAUGAGAAAAUUGAAGAAAGAAAUGAAGAAAUUCUAAAAUUAAGAAAGAAAAUUACCAGUACUGUUCAAGUUCUAACCCAUUUGAAAGAAAAACUACAAUUUGUGCAAGCUGAAAAUCAAGUACAGAAAGGUCGUCUCCGAGAAGUGGAAGCUGAGGCAGCUAUGAAGAGAGACAUUUUAUCAAGAACAAAACAAGCAAGAGAUGCUUUACGAAUUGACAACCAGCGCCUGCGACAGAGCUGUGGGUUGCUAGGUAAUGAGCCUUUACUUCGAGAUUUCGAGGAGAGAAAGGAUGAAAGUGAUGAUCUAAGAGAAAGACUUGAAAGAUUAAAAAUGUCACAUGCUGAACUCACAUUAAACUGCAAUCAGGUUCGAAGGAAAAUUGAACAAGCAAGGCAAAACAGGGGGUGAUUUGCUACAACACUAAUUGAAAUGUGAUAUAAUAAACAAUAUGUAAACUGAGAAGUCUUAAAUAUGAAAUAUGGUGAUACUUUAUUUUUACUGAUAUAUGACUGUUGUUGAUGUAUAAUCUACAAUUGAAAAUUAAAAUAGAAAUAAAGCUAAUAAAAACUUU